GUGUGCAAAUCCACACAUCGCGAAGGUCGUCUCGGAUCCCUCGUGUGGCUCUCUCUGCUACGCCCCUUUCGCUGAAACCCUAUCCUCGCCCUCUCAACUCGAUCGGAGAAUCGGAUACUCGAUCCCCUCUCUCCUCUUCACGAUGUCGUCGGGGUCGAGCUCUUGGUCGCGAGCUUUGACGCAGAUCUCGCCCUACACCUUCGCCGCCGUGGGGAUCGCGAUCUCCAUCGGCGUAUCCGUGCUUGGAGCCGCAUGGGGGAUUUUCAUCACAGGAAGUAGCUUGAUCGGUGCCGCGAUCAAAGCUCCGAGAAUCACCUCGAAAAAUCUCAUUAGUGUCAUCUUCUGUGAGGCUGUUGCUAUUUACGGUGUUAUCGUUGCAAUCAUAUUACAAACAAAGUUGGAAAGUGUGCCAAAAUCUUUAAUACACCACCCGGAUUCUCUAAGAGCUGGAUAUGCAAUUUUUUCCUCUGGGAUUAUCGUGGGCUUUGCAAAUCUUGUCUGUGGGCUUUGUGUGGGAAUAAUUGGAAGCAGCUGUGCAUUAUCUGAUGCACAGAACUCCAACCUCUUUGUGAAAAUUCUGGUGAUCGAAAUCUUUGGCAGUGCGCUUGGAUUAUUUGGUGUAAUUGUCGGCAUAAUCAUGUCAGCUCAAGCAACAUGGCCAGCAUAGGCCACAUGAGCUCUUCUUGUCGGUAACAAAACCCAGUCUCUCUUCUUCUUCUUUUUUUCCCUCUUUCUGGGCGAUCUGAACUCAGUGCAGUUUUUUGAAUCUCUGAUCUUGAGUAAUAAUCUGCACUUUUUAAGAUCCAUAUGUCUCUAAAUGCUGUUGUAUAAUUUUUACUACAUGUUUCAUGGAGUUACAUGCAAAGAUUAUACGUUGCCGCAUCUUUGUACAAGAUACUGUUGUGCAGGUAAUAUUCUUGUGCCUGAUAAUUAAUAUGCAAAAUGUUUGUGUUAUCAAGGAA
Messenger RNA from Ananas comosus (pineapple), 962 nucleotides. Its product is annotated as V-type proton ATPase subunit c''2-like. Lineage: Eukaryota; Viridiplantae; Streptophyta; Magnoliopsida; Poales; Bromeliaceae. Gene Ontology annotation, biological process: proton transmembrane transport. The transcript is spliced from 4 exons. Gene Ontology annotation, molecular function: proton-transporting ATPase activity, rotational mechanism. The record is from RefSeq and is a predicted model, not a curated record. Bases 143 to 667 code for a protein of 174 amino acids. Gene Ontology annotation, cellular component: proton-transporting V-type ATPase, V0 domain.